AUGAUACGUUGUAUCAAUAAAUGCAUCAUCUGGGCUAUUUUGUUUUCUUCCCUACAAGAUUUUUACCUAUUUUGUAAUUUUAAAUUUAUAUACCGCAUAAGCGCUGCUUGCAUAGCCAGUAACCCUAAAUACUUUAGGAAAAUUCCAAUAAGUUUUUAUCAAGACGGAAUAUCAGAUAGAAUCGUAUAUAAACAAGAUAUUAUAAGUAAAUCGUAUUCAUUUGUAAGUAACCCUGUUUCUUUAUCGCACAAUGAGUUUGUACUAUACGCAAAUAAGCCUAAAACAACCAAAAAGGGAACCACCCCAAGCAAGAAAUCAGGAGGGAAAUCGACCUCAAAAGGCCCUGCUAAGGGGUCUGGAAAAGGAGGUGGUAAAGGAGCCGGAAAAGGAGGUGGAAAGUCUAAAGCUAGUAGUAAAAAGAGUAAGCCCACAAAGGCUGAAUUAUCAAUGCUAAGAGCCAGAGCAAAGGCGAAAAAAGAAAAACAGAAGAAGGAACAUAUAUUUGGAAGAUCAAAAGUCACAUUAGAAGAAGAAGAUAAAGAAGAAUUAGAAAAGGAAUACCAAAGAAGAAUUUCAAUAACAGAUACUCCAUCAUACACCCAAAAAUUAUCAAUGGAUUUGAUAUUGGACCAAGCGAGGCCUUAUAUGUCAUUGUUUGAUGAGGAAAUUGUAACCAAAAAUGACCUUUUAGGUUUCGACAUGCCCUACGGACUGGUGCCUAGAGAAAGAUAUGAACUUUGGAAACUAUGUGGUCGUAUAAGUGAUCCCUGUGCUCCUUUUAGCUCACAAUCUUUGACUACGCGAAUGUUUGUUCAAAGAUUAUUCGGAAAUAAGUAUGAAAUAUCGAGGGACGAUUUUAAUUAUAAAAUCGAAUAUAAAAUGAAGUUUUACACACCUGGUUAUGGCGAUAUCUUCUUCAUGGAUAAAAUUCGUUGUUGGAAAGCUUAUUAUUUAACACGAGAUUAUAAAUAUGGUCCUGAAGAUUUGCCGACCUAUACAACAAUGUACCCGUUGGCAAGACCCGAGGAUAAUGUACCACUAAGCACAGCAAUGUUAGCAGUAAAUGCGGAGAUUAACCGCCAGGGUGUACACCCUUCCCUUCUGGAUAUGCUAUGGGACUUUUUCAACAAGCCAGCCUCUUCAGUUAGUGAUGGUUCAUCUGACGAGGACAAAACAGAUAGAGUCUUAAACCGAGAUGUUGUAACAUAUAAGCUGAAUUGGCUAAUUGAGAGGUUGGAGAACAGGGACGAAGAGGAGGGAAUAUCUCCUGACAACUUCUACAGAAUAUUUUACGAGAAAGCUAAGCAGUACAUCAAUAACUUCGACAUGGAUUUGUUUAUAAGGGACCAGCUGAGGAACUUACACAUCAUAGACACGCAUAAAAUGAUGCUAAUGAAUAAUCGAGCACUGAGAAGGCGAAAUAAAAUUUUAAGGGAGGCAUACAACGACGAUUUGAAGAGUUUGUACGCAGCAAGAGUGCCAAGAACAUAUAAGAGAUAUGAGAGAGCCAGGCUGGCUGGUUACUUUAACAUGUUAAAUCACAUGUACGAAAUGAGAGAAAGGAGGAAAGUGUGGGUGGAACCAGAGGAGCCUGAACCCGAAGUGCCUUUGAGUCAUGAGGACGAACUAUUUGAAAGAGAAGUGCAAAAAUAUGCGAUCAAGGAUAAAAGAAAAGAAGAAAUGAAAAGAAGAAAAGCAAGAAGAUCAAAAGGCAAAAAAUAA
Messenger RNA from Theileria annulata, 1722 nucleotides. RefSeq lists its product as uncharacterized. The coding region runs from base 1 to 1722 and encodes 573 amino acids. The record is from RefSeq and is a predicted model, not a curated record. The transcript is spliced from 10 exons. Lineage: Eukaryota; Apicomplexa; Aconoidasida; Piroplasmida; Theileriidae.